UGCCCCAUCAUAGGUGUCAGUGGUGGGAGGAAUAGUGCCCCAUCAUUGGUGUCAGUGGGGGGAGGAAUACUGCCCCAUCCUUGGUGUCAGUGGGGGGAGGAACACUGCCCCAUCCUUGGUGUCAGUGGGGGGAGGAAUUGUGCCCCAUCCUUGGUGUCAGUGGGGGGGAGGAAU
Staurois parvus is the source of this 174-nucleotide messenger RNA. NCBI's taxonomy places the organism in Eukaryota, Metazoa, Chordata, Amphibia, Anura, Ranidae. The record is from the annotation of a GenBank genome assembly.